Zonotrichia albicollis (white-throated sparrow) is the source of this 8849-nucleotide messenger RNA. Lineage: Eukaryota; Metazoa; Chordata; Aves; Passeriformes; Passerellidae. The record is from RefSeq and is a predicted model, not a curated record.
GGCGAGGCCGCGCUUCCGGCGGGCGGCGGUGACGGGCGGGCGGUGGCGGCGGCAGCAGCUCCGGAGAGGACACUUGGGGAGUUCAGCACUUUUGCCCUCAGACCCUGCAGAGAACAAAGGGGAAGUUGACUCCUCGCUAGAGUGGAUUUCCAGCGGGCACGGAGGUGGCCUUCAAUAACCGGAUUGAGGGCUGGAGAAAAAUCUGCAAAAUCUCCUGGGGCUCUCUGGGUACUACAGUAUGGUUCACAAGAAGGACCUGAAAUCUAAGAGGUCUUCUGCUCUGGAUCCUGCUUCCAUUAACACCAUGGAGCAGUAACCUACGGCCAAGGAAUGGAGCUGGCUGUGAAAACUUCAUGAAGGUAUCUGGAGAGCCUUGUCUGUUUUUCCAAGGGGUGAGGCCAGAGCACUAUGCACUGGGCUCUUCUUGUGGUGUGGAUCCUACUAACAAACAACUUCCUUCUUCCACAUGGUGCCACACUAAGAUAAAUUUUAUGCCUCAGGGGAAAUCCCCCAGUGCUGUCUAAUAACCUGCUCUUCUGUCUCUGGACAAGUGCUGCAAGUUGACUGUGAUGCUGAGUGGUGAGUGUAGGGACAAGUGUAGGGACACUUGGUGACUUGCUGGCCCUAUGGCAGUACCAUCACUGCUCUCUGGGAGGAUUUGGAUUUGGUCUCCAGGUGUUUCAGGACUCAUCUUUGGGGAAGUGGUUGCUCCCGGGCAUCCCCAAGAAUCUCCCAUGAAAGGCAUCUCAGUGGAUGGUGGCAGUGAAAUGUGGCUCCUCUGUCCCGACUGGGGCUGGGAAGUCCCUGAGAGCUGUGAAUGCUGAGAGGCUGUCCUGGCAACCCAUGAGCUUCCUCAGCAUGGAGCACUGGCUUUUGGGGCUGCUGAGCUCCUGUGGGAAAUGCUUUAAGCUCGCUGAGUCAUAGGAGUCAGUGCCUGCUGUUACCAUAGAAAUCGGAUCAGCUGCGAGGGGUGGGGAGUCCUGGUCCCUGGCUCCACUGCUGCGUGCUUCCAGCAUGAGCUCAAAGAGCUGGGGAACCUGAGUUUUUGCUCCUUGUCCUGUUGAUAUCAGAGGAGGUCAGGCAGCUCUGGCAGCCCUGAGCAGAGGGCAGGGAAAAUAAUUUUGCUUGGAUCUUUGCAUGGCUGCAGUGGUGGGACCCUGUGUGUCUGAUGUGUUGUUUUGAAGACCUGCUGUCUGUAUAUGUCAUGUCUUUUGUAUUUCGGGAAGCAUUGCAUUUGAUUAGCAAAAGCUUUCAGUCCUUUGGGAGCCCUGGAGAGGUGAAAACUGAUUGUAAACUGGUGAGUAGCAGAUAAGGGAGGAUAGGAAGUAAAUAAUAAGCUUGGAAUGGUCCAAAGGGAGAAGAAAACCACUGGAUAUCCAAUUUCCUGUGCUCUCAAAAUGCAUUCUCAAGCUUGGUGGCAAGUAUAGACCUGAGCAUGGAUGUGACACCUUCCAGAGCUCAGUCUCUCACAGGUUUUGUCGUCUGUGCUCAGUCUGAGUAACUGUUUCAUUGUUUCCUCUGCAUAAAUAUACACAUUCAAGCUCCAGGGAUGGAAGAUGCAAAACAUCGUCCCCCUCUCCAUUCUGCUAAAGGAAAUAGCUUUACUGUGAAUAUACUUUUCACACUAAGGUGUUGUGCCUCCUCAGAUCAUCUUUGAACCCUUUGCUCUCCUUAUAAAGCAAAAUAAGCACAAGCAUUGCUGUGAAACAGUGCUGCAGAGACUCUUGCUGAUGCAAGGUGUCACUUGAUUUUUUUACACUUCCUCUUGGCUUGCUGCCUGCUGACCACUGAAUUACUGUCCACGUGGUCAGUGUAAGCAGUCCAGAUCUACAUAGUUGUCCUUUUUAAUGUUUCCUUGCUUACUUCCAGGAGACUGAAUUCAGAGGAUAACAGCAGCUUCCCAAGGAUUGUCCUUAAGAGUUGGUACUCUUAGGAGGUCCUGUAUGCUGUGCUAGCUCAGUCCCAGCUUUAAUGCAUCUUCUGCUUCAGAUGAGAGUGAGAAAUAUUUGCAAACAACAGCAAACGCACUGAGCUGUCUGUUUCUCGGACCCUCUUAAUUCUUUGGUCUGCUUAUUGCAUGCUUGGUGAAAAAUACUCAUUCAGGCAGUACGGCUUUAAAUGAAAGAAUUCAUUCCUUGCUUCUAGCUAUUAUGUAGGAGAGAGGAUUUACUGGGUGAUGCUGAAAGGAGAUGAGGAUUCUAUGUGUAUUGUUCUCCCUGUUUUACUAGCUCCGCCUAAAAAAUUCCUGUUUUAAGGAGCUGUUCACUUCUCUGUUCAGAUCGCAGCACACUGAAGCACGCACUUCAGUGUUGUUGAGAGCUCUGGUUCUCCAUUAUGGGGAGAAGGAGGGGGGUGAUUCUUGGGAAAGCUUCCAGUACUGGGCCAAGUGUGGAAACAGCUGGGCUUUGUGCCAGCGCUUCGGAGGGAGGGGGAGCUCAGAGCCAUACAGGGAGUGUAUCAGGCAGGGGCUGGUGCAGCCUGUCGCCUUCUGCAGAGUCCUGGUGCUGCUUCUGUUUCAAGAGAGAAAAACUGUUCUGCCCAGAGCUGUGGGCAAGCAGAGAUUCCUUGAGAGGGUUGGUACAGCUCUUGAUGGCUUUUGAUAGCAAUUGGCAUGAAAGAAUCUGAUACGUUGUGCCUCUGGCGAGGAGGAGGAGUUCCUGCUUGUAUUAAGGGGGAGGGGACACAAUCUCUGGAUAAGCAAGGAUGAGGGAGUAUUGGGGGGAAAUGGGUGAGAAGAGGAAGUGUCUCUGUGGGGAGGUAGAUUUGUGAUCUCUGUGUCUCACCUAACAGUCUCUGCAGUCCGUGUUUAGACACAGCGAAAUAAACUGCGGUGUUUGGGGACCAUGGCUGCAGACCCGCUCACGGAUCUUCAGGAUGACCUGAGCUUGGAUGAUGCCAACCAGUCCCUCAGCCAGCUCAAACUGGCCCCCUCCAUAGAUGAUAAGAACUGGCCAUCAGAUGAAGUCCCUGCUUUUCCCAAAUCAGACGACUCCAAAAGCUCCCCUGAGCCUGUCACUCACCUGCAGUGGGAUCAUCCCUACUAUGAUAUUGCCAGGCACCACAUUGUGGAAGUAGCAGGUGAUGACAAAUAUGGAAGAAAAGUCAUUUUGUUCAGUGCUUGCCGGAUGCCCCCAAGUCAUCAACUAGAUCACGUGAAACUGCUGGGGUACCUGAAAUUCACACUGGACCAGUAUGUGGAGAGUGACUACACUCUGGUGUACCUGCACCAUGGCCUGACCAGUGAGAACAAGCCAUCCCUGAGCUGGUUGCGAGAUGCCUACAGGGAAUUUGAUCGCAAAUACAAGAAGAACAUCAAAGCCUUGUAUAUCGUGCACCCAACCAUGUUCAUCAAGACCCUGCUGAUACUCUUCAAGCCUCUGAUCAGCUUUAAAUUUGGACGAAAGAUUUUUUAUGUGAAUUACCUUAGUGAGCUGGAGGAGUAUGUGAAGCUGGAACAGCUGGGGAUCCCAAGCCAAGUGCUAAAGUAUGAUGAAUACCUGAGAUCCCUGCAGAAACCUUUGCAAGUGCCCCAGAAGCCAACACCCCCACGCCCACCGCUGCCAAACCAGCAGUUUGGAGUCUCCCUACAGCACCUCAGGGAGAAGAGCCCUGAUCAGUCUCCUGUUCCUCUGGUGGUCAGAGACACCAUUGCUCACUUGCGGGAGCAUGCUCUUAAUACAGAGGGGAUUUUCCGGAGAUCAGCAAAUACACAGGUUGUCAGAGAGGUCCAGCAAAAAUACAAUAUGGGUGUGCCUGUAGAUUUCCAGGAGUAUGAAGAUGUCCACCUCCCUGCUGUGAUUCUCAAGACCUUCUUGAGGGAGCUACCUGAGCCCCUCCUUACUUUUGGCCUCUACAGCCAUGUUGUCAGCUUCCAGAGUGUGGAGGAGAUGAAACGUGUGGAUGUUGUUCGCAAAACGCUCCAGGAUUUGCCAGAAGAAAACUACCAAGUGCUCCGUUUGCUGACAGCCUUUCUGGUGCAGGUCUCUGCUCACAGCGACAGAAACAAGAUGACAAACACCAACCUGGCAGUUGUGUUUGGCCCAAAUCUGCUCUGGGCCAAAGAUGUGGCCAUCACUCUAAAAGCCAUCAAUCCCAUCAAUACCUUUACCAAAUUCCUGUUGGACCACCAGAAGGAGCUGUUUGAGGCUGCAGAGGCCUGAACCCAGGCCAGCCCAUACCUGCACACUGUGCCCACCUUCCCCUUCUUUGUCUUGGAGCUGUGACCAAGCUGUCUCCAGUACAAAGGGACCAUUGAUCUUCUGGGUGAUGAGCAGAGUGAGGGCUGUGGAGAUGAUGGUGAAAGUGUGCAAGUAAGUGAGCAGGAGACCUGCAGCUCUGGAUGGGCAGGGGAGCUGGUCUCCCAGCUGCUGAGACUGGAGUCCUAACCCACCUGCGCAGCUUCUCCGGGUCUCAUCACCAGUCUUCUGCCCUAUCAGAUGACCUGCCUUCCUUUCCUCCUUCCCUUAUGUGCAGUUUUUCUGCCUUCCUGGUCCCUUCCUCAGCACAGAUCUUUUUGUUCAAGCUCCCAAUAGCCCCAGCUCACCCCUCCUUGCCUCAGCUGGGCUGUUUGGGCUAGGGCAGGGUUGCUGGGUUUUGUGAUGGAGACAUUCUUACUGUGAGUGCCAUUUCUCAGAACUGAGCAUGCAUUCUGCCUUUCCCCAGGGGCACCUAAAGCAGGGAAGGGAGCAGCAGCCCUUGUGCUUCAGGUAGCAGCGUGUCCUGCACUUGCAACCACCACUCUGGACCCCCUGCUUUUGGCAGGCAGGUGAAGGACAGGCUCAUGGCAAUGUGCUGUUGUUACCUGUCAGACUCCAAAACAAAACAAUGAAGCUGAGUUUAGCCCAAGCCCAGUCCCUCUGGUGUCACCCACUCCAGGUGCUAUUCAGUGUUUGCUGGACUGUAGUGGGUGACUUGCUUCCUGUAGUUAUCCAGCUCAGGUGUGUUUGUCCUUCCAGCAGCACUUCUAGCCUGGCUGGGAAGGGUCAUGCCAAGCUUGGCUGUGCAUGCAGGCCAGCUGUGACCCUUUGACCACUGGUGAGUCUGAAUGGCAGGAGCAAGUGCCCUGGUGGCACUGGGCUGCUGAGCACCAUGAAGGUCCCCAUCUGUCCUGGCAGCAGUAGGCCUCUUCUGGCACAUGUAUCUGUGCUGACUGGCACAGACCGCCUUGACUAGUUUUUACUUUUUGAGCUUAACUUUCCCCAGCACAGUGUAACAGAGAGCAUGGCCUUGAGGGAAGGUCUGGGGACUGGGGCUGUCCUUCCCCAUGGAGUGCAGCAGGCCUGGAUUACAUAUUUCUGACCAGGUGCUGAGCACUCGUGCCAAAGCUGUGAGGGAGCAGCUAUUCCAUGCCAAGGGCUUUUGCUGUGUCUCCUCCUGGGUUCAUACCUUCCACCCUGCCAUCUGGUCAGGUGCAUGCUGUAUGCCCUGGGCACAGCUGGAGAGGUCAUGUUCUCUGCAAGGCAGGCUCAGAGUGGGGUGGUCCUGGCACCUCCCUGGAGCAGCUGCGAUACUGUCACAGCAUCUCUGUUGGAUUUGGGUUGCCUCAUUCCCAUCACCUGAGCUAAAAGAGAUCCUUCUCUUCAGCCUGGACCUGUCAGAGUUAAAGGAGGGAGCUUCUAGCCUUACUUCACUGGUGUGAUUUAUCUUUGUAUCCUGUGCCUGGGCCAGACUUCCUUGCUGCAUCUGGCCUCAGGGACAAAUCUUUUGGACCAAGCAGAACUGUUUUUUUUUAAGCUACUGGAUGCUAAAGAGAAUUUGUUUUUUCAUAAUAUUUUAGCCUGCCUUUAAACACUGACCAGGGGUCAGUGCCCCUGGUGUAGUCAAAGUAAAUGGCAUCUGCUGCAGGAAUUAAGGAGAUUGCUCUUUUUGCUAAACUCUGGAAUGGGGAUGGGUGCAAACAUAGGCAGCUCUCCAAGGCAGCGCAGGUCCAGCCAGCUGCCUUGGAGGAGGCACACCAACAUGUGGGUGGGAGCAGUGAACAAAUAAGUAAACAUUACUAAGGCUGGAGCAAGAGAGGUUCAAAGACAGGACUGGAUCUGAUCCUUUCUAGAUACCGGGAGACUUUGCCCUGUGGAGGUUACCAGGCUGCUGACUUCUUCAAGUCUCCCUCUUCCAAGAGUAGGAGCAUUCCCUGUUUGGCCAGGAUAGGAAUUGCUUCAUCCUGAACAAUUCACAGCAGUAACUAAGUAAAUGUUUUGGAGAGAGAGCUAAUCUGCUCCUAAUUCAUUUGUGAUCUCUUCUAGAGUGAGUUAGCAGGGCGGAUGUGCUGUUGGAGGAGUAAUCUGGAGUGGACUAGUGUGGAGAGAGGUGUACUUCCCCCAGUGUUUAAGGGGCAAGGCCGUGGAGGCUGAGGGAGCCUAGUGCAGCUCCUUUUUCCCUGCAGGCAUCCUGUCCUGUGCAGCCUUUGGUAGGGGGAGAAGGGGACUUGGUGCUCUCACUGUAUCUGCAGCUGACACUGGCUUCACCUUCAUCUCUGGGAAGGAGGAAAGGCAAGCCCACUGAACUUCUGGGACAAACGCCCAAGCUUGGCAGCCUGGAAUGCAAGUGCCUGUGUGCAUGAGGCCUGGCCCUCUGCACUCUCUAGGGAAGUGGCAUGUUCUGGCCUUGCACAGCAGCAGGGACUGUUCCCUGCCCAGUAGCCAGAGGAGCAGUGCUGGAGUAGCUCCUGUCCAGGGGGAAAGCAGGGAAUAAUGCAAGUGUCUGAGUUAUGACUGGACUUUGGCGAUUUAUUUUAGGGUGUUUUUUGGGAUUUGGGUUGGUUUUUUUUUUUAGUGAAUUCUUGAAAUGACGUUUCCUUUUUUAGCAAAAUAGAGGCUAGUUCAUCCCCUGCUGGCAGGGAUAAAAGCCUGUUCCAGUUCAGUGCUUGCAGAGAGUGUUCAGGGAACCACUACUGCUUAUGGUAGGAAAGUGCUUGCAAAUCCUGGAAGGGACCCACUGUAAAUAUCCCUUUUCCUCUACUGCUCCUUGUGCUGGAGCUGCUGAGAGCCCUGGAGCAGGCAUAGUAACCAGGGUUGCUUUUGCAGUCUUUUCUCCUGAAUGCCUUGUAUUGAAAUAUUCCUCCAUUGAUCUGAGCGAAGAACUGGCCCGGGCCUGCCUGCAGCCUGUGUCAGGUGGGUGGUGACCAGAGCCUGCUCCUGCCAAGGCCAUGCAGUGAAAUUCCCUCCUCACGUGGCCAGGGUGCUGGCUAGGCAGGGCUUCUCUGCCUUGUAUAGGUCAGGGUGGUAUACAAUUAAGGUGCUGGUCUGUCGGUUUUCUCCUGCUAUAGAGCUGCCCAAGGGUCUCUUUCCUGGCUUACCUUUCAGGUUAGCUAUUAGCCAUUUCUUCCUGUGGGGGUACUUGUUCUGCAUCAACCUCCUGCUUUUUAGCAUCUAGAACAUUCCCCUCUGCUAAACCUCCUGCUGUCUUAAUGGCCUCUGAUCACUCCCUGGCCCAAGCUGUGAACUGACACCAGAGCUUCUGGGCAGUGCAGGGGGUCUGGGGCCAUCCAGAUGCCUUGUGUGCUAACAUGAGAGAGCUGAAGGCCAGUUUGGUCCCAGUUUCCUUUUUUAUGCACAGGGGCUCCUGUGCAAAAACUUCUGCUUUGCUUUUGUUGCUGGUGUUCCCUGCCUUCUUUGUUAAUGUUCAUCAGGUGCACGCCUGGAUUUUCACAGUUCACACUGUUUAUUUUCUUUUAAUCUGCACCAAUCUUGUAUUUCACAGUUUGCACUUUUUGUAUUUCAAUAAAAAUCAAAAUGUAAUCUCAGAUCCAGACAUGUUCGUCAAGUGGCAGCAGCAGUGACACAUCUACAAGAAACAAGUAAGGCUGUCUAUGCUGCCAACCACAAUCAUGCUGCAAGGAAGAAAAGAAACUAUGAAAUGCCCCCUGUGUGAGUAACUGAAGAAAUAUUAGGCUGCAGGAGCCUUGGGCUGGAAACAGAUUUAAAACAAAAACGAAGUAGUGUAGAUUUGGUUUUUCUGAAGAGGGAUGUUCUUCCACAUUACCAUCUUCCUGUCAUGAUGAGCAGUCUGCCUAGGAUUUCCAAGGGUGCCAAGCAGGAGCCACUUUAGGAAUUGCUGGCUAAGUUUAUCCUGGGGCAAGUGAUACACUCAGCAGAAGCCUGCACCUUCUCAUUUCGAUGGAUGUGGAUUGCUGACUUGAUGAGCAAUAGUCUGGUUGGACCACUGCACUCCUCUUGUUCCAUAUUCAGUUCACCACUUUUUCAUAAGGACUGCAAUUUGCCUGUUAGUAAGCUUUUGGCUAGGAUGCAAGAAUUGGGAGUAGAACGGAGAGGGCUGGGGCUAAAGCCAUCAGCAUCAGGCAGGAGCCUGACUGCUGGGAUGCCAGCGAUGGUGUGUCAGGGUGACGUGUUGUGCUGAUGUCAACACUUGCAUGUCUAAAAUGUGUGCUGCUUGCCUGUUUUUACUGUACCAGUUAAGGCUUCCCAGUGUUGCCAGCUCCCCUUCUGUAUGUUGACAUGGCCCCUGUAAUGGGGUCAGUGUGGUUAACAUGCCAACUAUACAGAGAGAUCUCAGACCUCCCCAGUGUAGCAGGUGGUCCUGGCUCUGGGCUUUGUCACAGUGACCUGCCUGGAAUUGUGCUGUAGCAACAUGAGCUCAGAGGAGCUGGAGAGCAGGUGCAUCUGUCCCUGACAGGGAGCUGGCACUGGCAGGACUGCGUUAUGUGCAGCCAUGGGCAGUACUGAACAGUGUGAGCACCACUGCAACUGGACACUUUCUCAUGAGUAGCUGCCCCCUGACUUGAUGGACACUGUUCUGAGAACAUUUUUUUUAUAAAUACAUAAAGUAGGCUCACAAAGUGAUGGUAUUUAAUUGUUCAUGACCUUGGUGGUUAAUCAUACUUAUGUGAUUGU